UUUACUCUCACUCGCUUUGGAUGCCCCCGCCGAAAGUCCCCCACCGGCCACAGGUAUAAAACACCCGGGUGCACCAUCCCAGGAGUCACAGAGCAGCCGCAGCACAGCUCAAGCCAACAUGAAUCCUCUGAUCGCGUGCGUACUCGUGGGAAUGGCAGGGGUCACUCUAGCCGAGCCACCAUCGGGUUACAACUACAACAGGCCAUCGGGAGGAUUCGGCGGCGGCGGCGGCGGUGGAUUCGGGGGUGGUUUCGGCGGUUACUCCGGCGGUGGUGGCUUAGGAGGAGGCGGUGGCGGUUACACUCAAGUCUCGUCGGGUGGUUACCAAUCGAACGAAGGUGCCAACGUCGAUCCAGCGCUCUUGGAACAAUUGAAAUCCAUCAUCAUCAAGGAAGAGGCAUCUAGCGGAGCUGGUGGUUAUUCCGGCGGCGGCGGUGGUGGCUUCGGCGGUGGUUAUCCAAGUGGUGGCCCAUCCGGUAGCUACGGACCACCAUCCGGAAGUUAUGGACCACCAUCGAGCAGCUACGGUGUUCCUGGAGUCGGUGGUGGACGUGUCGUCGGCAUUGAUUUUGAAAACAUCCGUCAAGCUAUUGAAGUAGCUCAACUUCAUCAGGCUAGCCAAGGAUCCGGUGGUGGAUACCCAAGCGGUGGUGGCGGUGGAUACCCAAGUGGAAGACCAAGCAGCAGCUAUGGAGCUCCAUUCUAAACUUGUCUAACCCAACCAUUGAUUAUUCCUUUGUUCUAAUCUCCGCUCAAGAUUCGGCUCUGGAUGCACCAUCAACUCUGUCAGCGAAUAUCGACUUCUACACCAAAUCUCUAGCGGAAAUUUAGCAAAACAAAAAGAAACCACCACCAACACCCCUCCGCACACAACUUUUUUCUCUCUGCACAUCAGCCUUUUUUCUUUCUUGAUUUUUUUUAAUAAGCAUCAUUAAAAGUGAAGAGGCGAUCAGCCUUGACCUCGCGGGACCAUAAAAGAAGGAAAAAAGAAAAAUUAAAACACUGAUGUCGUCAAAGUGUCCCGAGAUAGUACAAUGCAGUCGCUGAAGGUACCGCAAUGGCGCAAAGACAACGGAUACAAUAAGAACGAAGCUGGAGGAUAUACAUAUAUAUCCAAGCCAAGCGCCAAUAAAAAUAAGUGAUCAAAUCUACACUAAAGCGUUCGCGCAGAUAUGAACGCUCUUGUAAAUAAUUACACACGUUACACACGACCACUCUUAUAUUUUUUUUUGUCGAUCGAUAAGACAAGGAGGAUUUACACAUGAACACACGCACACAAGAUACUCAAAAACUCGUUUUUUUUUACUUCGUACUCGUAUAACAAUUUUUUUGUGUAUUAUUAUGCGCUAAUGUUUUAUUUUUUAUCGUGUUCGUAACCAACCGAGGAUUUUUUGUACUUGUAUAAAGGCUUAAUUUUUUGUAGAAAAAUAAAAAAAAUCACGUCGCCACCGUUGAA
This is a messenger RNA of Phymastichus coffea, 1456 nucleotides long. RefSeq lists its product as uncharacterized. The transcript has 2 exons. Lineage: Eukaryota; Metazoa; Arthropoda; Insecta; Hymenoptera; Eulophidae. The coding region runs from base 119 to 706 and encodes 195 amino acids. The record is from RefSeq and is a predicted model, not a curated record.